AUGGCGCGAACGUCGGACAUGAGCCCUCAUGAGGGCGUCAAAGACAUGGAGACCUCCUCCCAGGUCGAGCAUCCCGCGCAGGUUCCCGUCGCCGAGAGGGUUCAGAACCGAACAUGGUAUCGAACGACAUUCUUCAACGGCACCGUAGUCGCGCUCUGCGCCUUCAUAGCACCCGGUCUGUGGGCAGCUAUGAACGGCCUCGGCGCCGGCGGUGCUGCGUCGCCUUACUACGUCAACGCGGCGAACAGCGUCAUCUUCGUCCUGCAGUUUGUGGUCUGUAUCUUCGGCAGCGCUAUCAUCUCGCGCAUCGGACUCAAGUGGGCAUUCGUCUCUGGCAUGAUCGGCUUCCCCAUCUACGCGGCGAGCUUGUACACCCACGUCAAGUACAGCAACAACUGGUUCCUGAUGCUGGCGUGCGUCAUCGACGGAAUCUUCUCGGGUAUCUUCUGGCUCACUGAAGGUGCCAUCAUCUUGGCUUACCCCGAGAAACACAACCGCGGGAAAUAUCUUGCAUACUGGCUUGGCCUUCGCAUCGUGGGCCAGAUGAUCGGUGGCUCUGUUUCCCUCGGCGUCAACGCGCGCAGCAACCAGAAGGGAGCCAUCAGCGUCAACACGUACCUGGUCUUCAUUUCCAUUCAGGUUCUUGGUCCGUUCGUUGCUGCGCUGCUGUCGAAUCCGAGCCAGGUUCAGCGCUCCGAUGGGACCAAAGUCGAGGUGAAUCUCCCCAAGAGCCUGAAAACGGAGCUUCAGGCCAUGUGGAGAGUUCUCUGCCGCAAAGAGAUUCUCCUCCUGACGCCCAUGAUGUUCCAAAGCGUCUUCUCGGGGGCCUUCUUCUCGACCUACAAUGCGACGUACUUUACGGUUCGCUCCCGAGCGCUGGCAUCCUUGGUCGCCAGCGGCUGCGUCAUCUUCGCCAACUUCGGUCUCGGCUUCUUCCUGGACUCUCGGAGAAUGACAGUCAACUCCAGAGCACUCUCCGCCUUUGUUUUUAUCUACGCGUUCGAGGCCGGUCUCUACGUCUACGCGAUGAUCGUGUGCAAAGACUUCGAGUCCCGUGCGGAGAGCCCGGUAUUCGACUGGAUUGACGACGGAUUUGGACGGGCCGUCUGCGUGUACAUCCUCAUGUUGGUAGGCUUCAACCUGAUGUAUGACUACUUGUACUGGCUCGUCGGUACCGUCAACAAGGAUGGAGGUGAUAUUGUACGAUUGAGUGCCAUGAUCCGCGGCAUCGAGAGUUGCGGCCAGGCUAUUUCCUACGGCAUCAACUCCAUCGACCAGUCAAAGUUCGCUCUCUCAGGGGCUGUUGCUGUCAACAUGUCUUUUUUUGCUGCCUGCAUUCUUCCGGCGGGCUUCGUCAUCUGGAAAGUAGGAAUCGUCAAUGGAGUGAAGGUUCAUGCUAUCGUACAGGACGAAGAGCCCGAGGGCGUAGUCCCCAGCACGGCUCAAGACUCGAAUGAUAGCUUAGCUGAAUUUCACCUCCCUAGAAGUGGCAUCGAACUUGCUGUAGACCGCAUGCCCUUCCCACGACUCGGCAACCACAGCGACCGCGAUGGUUUCAUGUUUUUAGCACUUUGUUCUAUACGCCGGCUUCUGAACCGCAUACACAACGCCGUCUACGCAUCCACCAACAAAGAGGCUCUGAGCCCGUCAAAUGCCUCGGAUACGCUAGCAUUUGGUUCCACUGGACAGCACGCUGCUCUCUUAGUACUGAUGUCGCUAGAAGGCGUCUGUGGUGAGCUAGAGCGGCAGCUGGACGUAUGGUACGAGUCUCUCCCCGAAGUCAUCAAACCGGACUUGUCCACCACGGUUCCGGAAGACAGUCAGGACGCUUGGCUGCGCCUGAGAUAUUGGUCAGCCAAGCACAUCAUCAGCCGGCCGUCUCUGAUAUACGCGGCCACGUGGGGCGAAGGAACCGUCCUUCCGGCGUCUGCCAUGAGAUACUCGGAAAUGUGCAUUCGCAGCUCCCAGAACUAUCUCGAGACAGUACUGCACACGUUUGACAAGAGAACGCACUAUUCCUGGAUGGCAUUUCAAGCGUAG
Messenger RNA from Colletotrichum karsti, 2040 nucleotides. RefSeq lists its product as uncharacterized. Gene Ontology annotation, molecular function: transmembrane transporter activity. The transcript has 2 exons. The record is from RefSeq and is a predicted model, not a curated record. The coding region runs from base 1 to 2040 and encodes 679 amino acids. NCBI's taxonomy places the organism in Eukaryota, Fungi, Ascomycota, Sordariomycetes, Glomerellales, Glomerellaceae. Gene Ontology annotation, biological process: transmembrane transport.